This is a messenger RNA of Eucalyptus grandis, 2487 nucleotides long. RefSeq names its product cation/H(+) antiporter 15. The transcript has 3 exons. Gene Ontology annotation, molecular function: antiporter activity. Gene Ontology annotation, biological process: regulation of pH; proton transmembrane transport. Bases 1 to 2487 code for a protein of 828 amino acids. Lineage: Eukaryota; Viridiplantae; Streptophyta; Magnoliopsida; Myrtales; Myrtaceae. Gene Ontology annotation, cellular component: endomembrane system; membrane. The record is from RefSeq and is a predicted model, not a curated record.
AUGGUGCUCGAGAACGAAUACAAAGAUUACAAGGUCAUCGUGAACCAAGAAAGGAACGAGAUAAAAUUGUGCCCGCAUCCUGAUUCAACCAGUGGGGAACGGAGCCAGGAUCCGCUCGCCACCUCUCUUCCCACGAUGUUCAGCCAAAUUCUGGUCAUGAUCGUCUUGAGCAGCUUCAUCUCCGUCCUCCUCAAGCCCCUCCAUCAGCCUCGCUUCGUUGCCGAUAUCAUCGCUGGCAUCCUCACAGGGCCGACGUUGCUAGGAGAUGACACAAGCAUACACAAUCACUUACUUCCUUUCUGGUGCGCGCCGACCAUGGAGGCGUUCACCACCUUGGGUGUCAUGUACUACAUGUUCCUUGUCGGGUUAGAGAUGAACUUGGCUCCUAUACUUCGAAUCCGGAGGAAAUCCAUAGGCAUUGCCCUGGCCGGGAUUCUUAUCCCACUCGCCAUAGGAUUCGGCUCAUAUUUCGUGAUUGCCCCGAAAGCGGAUCAGACGGACAAGAAGUGGUUGAGGCAAAAGGGAGCCUUUGUGUGGGGCAUCGCCCUCACGGCCACGAACUUACCCGACGUCACGCGGAUUUUGUCCGACCUCAAGCUCCUGCGCACGGAGACAGGAAGGAUCGCGCUGUCUUGUGCCUACCUAAGCGACAUAGGCACUUGGCUGUUACUCGUUACAUUGAUCACGAUCUCUCACGAUGACGUCCUCCCCAUUGCGAUCGGCACUGUCGUCUUUGUGCUGUUCUGCAUGUUUGUGGCCCGUCCGGUGCUCUUGUGGCUCAUCAACCAGACGAUGGACGGGGAGGAGUACACGGAGCACCAGGUCCAGUUCGUCCUCUGCGGAGUCAUGCUAUGGGGCUUCAUAACAGAUGCGAUAGGAUUGUACUCGAUCUUCGGGGCUUUCAUGUUCGGUUUCAUCCUUCCUAGCGGCCAGCUCGCAACCCUAAUCACGGAGAGGCUCGAAAGGGUGACAUCAUGGAUAAUGCUGCCACUCUACUGUCUGUUGAACGGCCUCCGGACCAAUGUCCCCGAGAUGAUACCGCAAGGAAGGAACGGUGGGCACAUCGCGGUCUUCAUAUGCUUGGCUUGGGUGGCCAAGUUCUUGAGCUCCCUUCUCGUCUCCAUAUACUGCAAUACAGAACGACGAGAAUCCGUGACGCUCGGAGUGCUCAUGAACACCAAAGGACUGUUGGCCAUUAUUGUCAUCAACAUUGGGCGUGAUCUGAUGCUUCUGGACAUUGAGUCAUCUGCGGUGAUGGUUAUAGCACUCCUGGUGAUGACAUUCACGGUCCCUCCAAUCGUCAGGCACACCUACAAACCUGAAAAGCCUAUGAUGCUGCACAAACGGAGGACCAUCCAGAGCAAUGGGCUAGAUUCGCCGCUUCAAGUCCUCGCGGGCAUCCACUCGAUGCAGAGCAUGCGCGGCAUCGUGAACCUACUGCAGCUCUCCCAUGCUACCAGGCAGUCCCCGAUCCACGUCGUGGCCGUCCACCUGGUGGAGCUCACGGAGCACACUUCAGCGGCGCUGCUGGUCGUGCACGACUCGUACAAGUCAAGUUCCUUUAGGGCAAGCGAGGAGAAUGCCAAGGCCGAGUCAGGUCAGAUCAUCGAAGCCUUUGAAGACUACCAAAGGGAAAGCAACGGCACGGCGUCUGUCGAAGUUUUGACCGCUCUGUCGCCCUACACCACGAUACACGUGGAUGUUUGCAGCAUUGCGGAAGACAAGCGAGCUUCGAUCAUAAUCAUACCGUUCCACAUACAGGGAAAGAACAAUGACGAACCCGAGAGCAGCAGCACUUCCAUAAAAGACGUCAACCAAAAUGUUCUGGCGGGAGCACCGUGCUCUGUAGCAUUGCUUGUCAACCGGGGUCUAGGGAUGUCCAACCACAGACCGCGCGCAUUGCUAAUGUUCUUCAUUUGCGGGCCAGACGAUCGGGAGGGCCUAGCGUAUGCAUGGAGGAUGGCAUUCCAUCCUGAGGUUCGCUUGAGAGUCGUGCGGUUCUUAGGGGACGACGCCAAAGCCCCCGCGCCACUGGACAACCCCAAGGACAGCGACGGGGCUUUCACAAUCUAUGAGGAGCACGCGAGGCAAAGAGCAAUAGACGAAGAUUACUUAAACGAAUUCAAGUCAGAGACGAUGAACAGUCUGGCCGCCACUUACACAGAGGAAGUGGUGAACGACUUGAAUGAAACCCUGACCGCUAUAAGGCGAAUAAUGGAGCGAGAACCAUGCGAAUUGUGCAUAGUAGGACGAGGGAAACAAAGCACGUCCCCGCUCGUGGCCAACCUGUUGGAAUUUACCGAGUACCCGGAGCUGGGAGCCUUAGGAGAUGCAAUCAUCACCUCUAAUUUCGCAGGGAACUCAUCUGUUCUGGUAGUGCAGCAGCAUACCAACAAUGUUCCAAGAUCCGAAGCUGGGUCGAGCAGGUUUUUGGCCAAUGUCGGUCCAUGGAAAGUCAAGAACUGGCAGCUCAAGGGCACUUCUUAA